This is a messenger RNA of Pangasianodon hypophthalmus (striped catfish), 3461 nucleotides long. It is a transcript of the gene rbm4.1, whose product is annotated as RNA binding motif protein 4.1. Gene Ontology annotation, biological process: mRNA splicing, via spliceosome. The transcript is spliced from 3 exons. Gene Ontology annotation, molecular function: zinc ion binding; RNA binding. Bases 878 to 2149 code for a protein of 423 amino acids. NCBI's taxonomy places the organism in Eukaryota, Metazoa, Chordata, Actinopteri, Siluriformes, Pangasiidae. Gene Ontology annotation, cellular component: nuclear speck. The record is from RefSeq and is a predicted model, not a curated record.
CAGACUAUAGAAGUGUGCUCUGCAAAAGUGCUCAUAAUCAUAAAUAUCCUCAUGCUAGUACAAAUAGGCCAUGGUCUGAGAAAACCUAUCAAGCUAACGCCUUGUUAGAGAGAAGUAAGAAGUAUUUCACUGCUCAGUUGAAAUGGUCAAUUUAAUCCCAAACCACAAGUAGGCCUGUUGGUGGAAAUUUCAGGAAUUAGAAAAAAGCUCCAAGGCUCCACACUCCACAUCAGUACGCUCUCUGGCCAAAAGUUUGUGGGCAUUAGUGAGCUCAGGCACUGAUGUUGGGUGAGGAGGUUUGGGGUGCAGUCAGCGUUCCAGUUCAUCCCGAAGGUGUUGAGUGGGGUUGAGGUCAGGGCUCUGUGCGCGACACUCGGGUUCUUCCACACCACCCGUGACAAACCAUGUCUUCAUGGAGGGAAACUGCAAUGCUACAGCAUACAGAGACAUCCUACACAGUUGUGUGCUUGCAGCUUUGUGGGAAGAACCACACAUAGGUGUGAUAAUCAGCUGUCCACAAACCAUUGGCUGUAUAGUGUAGCUAAAAUGUACACAUUAACAAACAGUGAGCCUGUGUAUCUGGAUAGUUGGAUUAUGCUCAUAAAGGGUCAGUGAAGUGUCUUUUACAGUUAAAGGGGUCCCUGGGUGAAAAAGUUUGUGAACCCCUGCUUUAUACUGCAGUGUGUUCAUCCUUUUAUUUGGUUUACAGUUAUUAUAAUUCUUGCCUGUAGUAAUGAAGGUGCUCUCGGUGUGUGAAAUGAGAGUGGGCGGUGUAUGUGUGUGUGUGAGUGUGUGUGUGUCCUCGCCAUUUCAACCCAGACCGGCGAGUUCUCAGAAACUACUGCAAAGGCCCCAGCUGUGACCUCCACACACCAGAAUGGUCAAGAUCUUUGUAGGGAACCUUUCCCCAAACACAACUACAGACGAGCUUCGGUCCUUGUUCUCCCAGUAUGGUAAAAUAUCCGAAUGUGACAUCGUGAAGAACUUCGGCUUCGUCCACAUGGAAAACAAAGCUGAGGCCGAGGAAGCCAUUCGCAGCCUUCACCAUUAUAUGCUCAACGGUCUGGCCAUGAACGUGGAGAUGAGCCGAGGGAAACCCAAAGCCUCCACCAAGCUCCAUGUAGGCAAUAUCAGUAGUAGUUGUACCAAUCAGGAGCUGCGGGCCAAGUUUGAGGAGUUUGGCCCUGUGGUUGAGUGCGACAUAGUAAAGGAUUAUGCCUUCGUCCACAUGGAGCGAGUGGAGGAUGCGAUGGAGGCCAUCCGAGGCCUAGACAACACGGCAUUUCAAGGCAAACUGAUGAGCGUGAAGCUUUCGACUAGCCGCCUGCGUACAGCACCGGGAAUGGGAGAGAGAACGGGUUGUUAUCGGUGCGGGCAGGAAGGCCACUGGUCCAAAGAGUGCCCACUGGACCAGAACGGCUCCUACCGCGAGGGCCAGGGCUCAGAGGGAUAUGGCGCUCCCCGGUUCGGUGCGAAUGGCGGUGGUGGUCGCGGUUUCCAACAGGGCUUCAAUGGCGAACCGAGCUUUGGCAGCAACUAUGGGCCUGUGCAAGGCUUCUCCCGUGGUGCUGGUUAUGGGGGUCCUGGGUAUGGCAGGGGCAUGGGCAUGGGCACGAGCACAAGCACGGGCACGGGCUAUAACGGUGCGAUGAGUUUCGGUGUUGCGGCGGGAUACGGCAUGGGCGCGACGUACGGCAGUGAGGCGGCAUACAGCAGCGGUGUCGGCUACGGCAGCGCGGUGCCCGGGUUCCCUGCGCGGCGAGCGUCCUAUGAUGAACGGGAUCCGUACGGGGUGGUGGACUACUACGAAAAGUAUCGUGCGCGUCCCUAUGGAGGCAGUUAUUUUGAUGACAGACAAGCUGUCCCGCUUCCCGGCCCUCCUCCUCCCCCUGCGUCCUCAGCCAUAAGCACAGAGCGCAUGCCCUCGUCUAGCCUUGACCUCUAUGAGCGAAACCCCCUCGCUCCUCCUCAGGCUCCGGGUUCUUCGUACUACGGCCGUGAUAGGAGCCCUAUUCGAAGGCUUCCUCUCGAGGUGGAAGGAUACGCGUAUGAUCGUGCGCAUGUCGCCCCCAUCUCUUCGCUUCCUCGGAGCUCGGCGUUCGACAUGCCGCGGGAUCCUUACACCGACCGGGCACGCUACGCGUAUUAAGCUAACAUCUGUGCGCGAUUCAUACGUGUGCACAACACAGACUAUACAGUACAUUGGAUGUUGAAAAAGCUCGUGAUGUUUCUGGACGCGUGUGUAGCAUUCUGUAUUGAGUAGUAGUCAUGCUAUCAUGUGAAAUGUCCUGUGGUCGAUUUUUGUUAUUGUUUAAGCUUACUCACACGGUGCAGUCAUAUUCCUAGCAGGAAAAUCCUUGAGUGCCCUAAUGAUUAACUGGUUGUGUUGUGAUGACUCUUGUUUUUUUUGCAGGUAUUCUUCAAUCAUGCCUCCACUGACACAGUCACUCAGUCAUCACUUUUAACCUUACAGUGAAUACUAUGGUGCUUGAGUGUGGUGGAGCAGAUUAGGUGCUUUAUUCUAGUAGUUGUAUGUUAUGUUCAGUAUUACUUGUAGGUGUUAUCAGAGUAGCAUUUUGCUAACAUUUUCAGCCUGGUUUUAGUUGGCUUUUUUUGUUUUUGUUUAUCUCCCAAGGAGAUAACACAACGCCUAAAUUCAUACGGAAUCCUGCUUGAGUAGACGGGACGAUUACACAUUUGGAAUUCUGUAAACUUUUACCUGUACUGUUAGGAAUGUAGGAAUACUAAUUAAGGAAUAAUCUCUAUAAUCCUCAACUGGGUGGGUUUUUUAAAUCUUGUUUUGAUGUUACAUGGUUUUUAAUGUAGAUACUGACUAAUCUACUUAAAAAUAUUGUAAUCUUAAAUCAGAAUUGGAGCAAAUCGAUAUGUAGUGUAUAGAAUAAAUCAGCUGAAACCAGGUUUAUAGCAGUUUUAGACCUGUAGAUUUUGAACCGAACCAGUAAAUAUCAGCCUUGAUCUGAAACGUCAGAUCGAAGAGCGGAGAAGUCAGAUCAAUUUCUUUGUGAUUUUCUUUCUGUGUUGAAACUGAUUAUGCUAUUAUUUCUGCUCUUGAUGCAGUGAUCUUUUUAAUACUGUUGGUUUUGUUAUCUCUGUGAGGAAACGAUCAGUUCACCUCUGUGCUUCAAAAUCUUUCAGCAUGAACAGUCAUCAUGAAGGCCAGACUCUACGGUAGUUCACACAAAUGUAGACUUCUGUUUGACUACAGUAAAUUUAUAGACCCCUUGGUAAAUGUAUAGAUCCGCACUAUAUAAAAUUAGACCACUACAAAGAGUGCUGUGAUGUUUUUAAUUAAAUGAGCCAACUUCUUCUGUAAUAAAAUGAUCCCACUGGAAAGGUCAUAGGCAGCAGCAGCACUAGUAGUAGCAGCAGUUGCACUGACAGUAGGACUUAUCCUUGUAAGUUGUAUUGCAAUUUAUUCCUUAAUAAAGGCACUGUAUGCA